GACCACUCUUGAUUCAUAUAACUCACAGCAAAGCCUCCGUCUGUCUCAUGGAUUAUAGAUCUAAAUUGGUAACUAUCGCUUGCUUGCCGUACUUAUUAGAAGUUACAUUAAUUGCUCAUACUGUGUCUUCUGCUUCUGAUAAAUCUCUCUUGUAGUCCUAGCAUAUAAGACCUUAAGGGCACGGCCUUAUUUCCUUUAUGAGCUUUCGUCUUAGGACAGCAUGUAUUGGCUAUAAAGUUCCAUUAGUAGAUAGAGAUCUGAUUCAGAAUUCAGUUUAAGUCCUGAAAUGGGAAAAAAAAAAAAACAACCAACACUUUAUUUUUUCAGAUGAUAGAGCACAUAAAGGAAUGGGUUCUUAUAAUAGAGAACUGACUUACAUGUGUAGCUUUGUAUCUGGAAUAUUUUUAAUGUAGACAUACUUCUUAAUACUUUCUUGGGAAAAAACCCCAAAUUAUUAAAUCUACUGAAAAGAGGUUAUGCUGCAUGUGAGUGAUGUCUCCUGUGGAUUACUGCUCAGUUCUGAACAGAAGGCCUGAAGGAGCCUUCUGGUUUAGCUGCUUUUUUGUUUCUUCCCCACCACGUACCUUACAGCAUGGUUUCUGUCAUCGUUUGUAUCAUCCUCAGAGCUGCCUCUGGUGCUCCUGACUGCGUUCCUGUGAGCCUUAGCAGACUGCUUAUCUAUUUGUCUGUAGCACUGCGUGUUGACUUCAGUACUAUGUAAUUCUUUUUUCUGCCUCUACCUUUAUUUAGCCUCACUAUUUCUGCUUUUAAGUGAGUGCAUCUGGUGAUCUUUUUCUCUUCCUUCCACAUUUGUCAGCAACUGGAUAGCCAGGAGUCAAAUAGGUACAGCUGUGCUUGUGACUGUGCCUCUUCUCUUGUUCCAUGCUGUUACUGCUUAGUCCUUUUAAAUGAUAGACUGCCUUUUUUCCUGUUCUUUGUUGGCUGAUCCUGAGCGCAGGAGCAGUAAGAUGGAAGUAAGAAAAAGGAGGUUAUCACUCUGAAAUAGGGUGCUUUGAUGAUGAUGAAACAGUUAAGCAGUCAUUUUUAAAUUGCAACUGGUAUAUAACACAAAUCGGUUCGGGCUUUAAACAUAAAGGAGUGACAAACAUUGAAAGACAUUGUGGCUGUCAGAAUUGCACGGCAUGUGUAAUAUACAGAGUGCAUAGAUUGAUCAUGUUAAUAUUGCAGAUAUUUCUUUCUCUGUAGUUUUAAGUAUAAGUGCCAUCGAUGUGAGCCUGUUUUGUUGUUAAGGGAGGUGGCUGAGGGAAGGCAAGCAGACCCUCCCAAGGGCAGUUCAGACUCCUUCCUCACGGUGUUGUGAGAGAGUGGGACAUGGAAACAGCCUUGCCUGUGAGCAGGUAUGUGUGGUGGCUGAUACACAGACACCUGUGUACUUCCAGAAUAGUGAUCGGAUCAGAUGUAUUGUUUCUGGUCUGUAAGCAGAUACAGAAGAGCUCUCAAUGAGUUUGAAGCCAAAAUGAUAUGGGCUGGAAACAUCCAAGGUCAACUUUUUUUUUUUUCCCCCCUGUAAAUAAGUUCAUGGUGAGAUACAUCAGUUGAUUUCUGGGCAACACCAUCAACUUUGACUGGUCACAUACUGCCUUUCACUGUAAUUGUCUAUAGGCUGUAAAUAUUGCAGAACCAAGGCAUCAGUGAUCACUGUUAGGGAUUUGUCAGAGCAGCAUCAUUUUGAUGGCUUGUGCUGUUCUACAAAACCUUUAGGUUUUCACCACAACGUUAGUUGCAAAUUAAAGAGCAGAGCUGUGUGGAGCCACUUCUCUGACCUGUGUCAGCAACCACAGAAAGCCAGGAAGGCUGCUUUCCCAUGGAGGGGUCUCAGGGCCAUAGGCUUCUUUUUGUAAACUGUAUUAGAACAAAGGGGGAAAUAAAGGCAGGAGAGACACCUUGACUGAGAAGGGUGUUCUUUGGUGGCUACUAAGCUCUGAUUAAGAUUUUGUUGUAUGAGUUUGGGGCUGAGAUGCCUUAAGUUGCACUAGGAGAGGUUCAGGUUGGAUAUUAGGAAAAAUUACUUCUCAGCAAGAGUGGUGAUGCAGUGGCCCAGGCUGCCCGGGGAGGUGGUGGGAUCACUGUCCCUGGAGGUGUUUCACAACCAUGGCUAUGUGGUACCAAGGGACACAGCCAGUGGGCUCGGGGGCUGGAUGGGGGUUGGACUGGGUGAUCUUAGAGGUCUUUUAACACAGUAAUGAUUCAGUGGCUUAGUGACUGCCAUCCCACUGCUCAGUACCCUCUGCUUAGCUCCCCCAGUUGUACUGCAUCAGGAGCUGAACCAACUUCAGAAGCAGCCCAGCAGAACAGAAGAAGUUGAAGGAGGAAUUAUUUUCAGCUGGGAUCUGCCUGUUCUCUGAACAAGCUCAGUGUGGAGUCCUGACAAGGGAAAGCCUGGAGCAACAAGAGAGUGAGAGGAAGGUGGGGAUGAGGAUUAGAAGGAACUGGGAGAGUUGGCUUGGGCAUUUGGGCACAAGUUCUGGGCACCCCUCUGAAGGCUUUCAGCCCAAAUGCCUGUUGAGUGCAGCUUCAGUAAUGAUGUGUGAUAAGGAAUUAGUACUGCCGUCCUUCCAGUUUCACUUCAGUGAUAAGAGGAGGAGGAGGAGGAAGGAAAAGUCAAAUUCAAGCAAGGAAGUGAAAUUCUCUUUGAAAUGUUUGUGCUCCAGCACUGCCUGUGAUGUUACAGAGCCCACAGCAUCUCACGCACAACCCCAGCUGCCAGCGCCAGGCAGAGAGGUGUGCUUCUAUGACAACUGCACCGCGUCCUCUGCGAGUACCUCUGAUCUUAUUUUCUGCAUUGUGCCUCUAACAAAGCUGCUCCAGCUGGUCGCGUUCUGUAAUUGCUUUUCUAACUCGGAUUGGAGAGUGGCAUUUGUAGCCAGAUGGCUUCAGUAACAGAUGCCAGAUACAGGCAGAAAGAUACUUCGGAUCAGAAUUUUGAUUACAUGUUCAAACUCCUGAUCAUUGGCAACAGCAGUGUGGGUAAAACGUCCUUCCUCUUCAGAUACGCUGAUGACACUUUUACGUCGGCCUUCGUCAGCACAGUAGGAAUUGAUUUCAAAGUGAAAACAGUUUAUAGGAAUGACAAGCGAGUGAAACUGCAGAUUUGGGAUACAGCUGGACAAGAAAGGUACCGGACCAUCACUACAGCCUACUACCGAGGGGCCAUGGGCUUCAUCCUCAUGUAUGACAUCACCAGUGAAGACUCCUUCAAUGCAGUGCAGGACUGGGCCACGCAGAUCAAGACUUACUCCUGGGAUAACGCACAAGUGAUCCUGGUUGGAAACAAAUGCGACAUGGAGGAUGAAAGGAUCAUUCCUUUGGAGAAAGGGAAACAUCUGGCUGAUCAGCUGGGUUUUGACUAUUUUGAAGCUAGUGCCAAAGAAAACAUCAACGUAAGGCAGGUGUUUGAGCGUCUUGUGGAUAUAAUCUGUGAGAAGAUGUCAGAGAGUAUAGAGUCAGACCCUUCCAGGGGCACUUCGGGAAGGAACGUGAGGCUCACAGACAACCCACCCCCUUCACAGCAGAACUGCUCAUGUUAGUGACCUUUCUUGCUGAGAAAUGUCCUUCUCCUUUCCUGACUACAUUUUCUCUCUUUGUUUGUGGUGGUGCGUUACCAUGUAGCCCAAAGGCAGAAGUCUCUAUUGUAGGAAACUGGUAUGUUUAAUGUGCUGGAGUGUUUAAUAUAUAUUAUCUGAUAAUUUAAAAACAAACACUGAAUACAUAUUGUGAUGAGUGCACCUAGUGUUAGUAUGUGAGUUACAGGGAAUGAAGGAAAAGGAUCACACAGCGUUGCACAUGUCUACGUUUGGAUCUACUCUGAUCAACUGCUCGGUGGCGGAUGAGCUGCAGGAUGGUGGGGAUGAGGAAUUGGCUGCUGUGUGCUUGGCUGGAGGCGAGUUGUGGUAUGUAAGACUUAGAAACAACACUGUCUCAGACAAAUAGCAGGAGCCAAAGUACGACUGCCAAUAUUAGUAGAUUUUUCUCUCUGCGUUUUGUUGUUGAUUCCAUUUUUUGAUUUUGUGCUAGAUGGGUGCAUGUGUGAGGAUAGACUUUUGGGUUUCGGGUUCAACCACUAUGUGUCAUUUUAGAAGAAGUGCGUGGGGAAAGCAGCGAUGAAUAAAAGAUAGCUGCCAAUGAAAAACAACCAAGAUAUCCUGUCGGGUACACUGUAGACGUGGCAUGAUUCUAUGAGGGGAUGGAUAAUUUUUAAUCUUCAACACCUAAAAUAUGACUGUACUAAAUAUAUAUUCAUACUAAAGUAUAAAGCUUUGUGUGUGUGUAGAGCUCCGUGUGUGUGCGGUGGCCACGUGCAGAGCUUGUAUUUCUCUGAAAUACAAGGAACUGCUUUUGUGAAUCUGUAGAACUGUAGCAUAUGCCUUUGUCCAUGAUUGCACCGCUGUUUGCACAUCCCAGCUCCAAACGGUGACUGCAAAUUGCAUCUGUAAACAUCAAUGAGGUGGAUGUGGAAAAAAUGUGUUGUUAUCAGUGGUGAAAUCCUGACCAGUUUUAUGGCUUUACCACAGGCCUAUAAACUCCUCUGAUCGAGGAGACUUUCUGUUCCCAGACACUGCAGUGCAGUGCCUGCCCAGCGCACUGUGAGUUGCCUCAUUACGGCGCCAGCAUUCGCUCUUGUAAUUUUGUUCUGUCACAGCUCAAAACGUAUUGGUUCUAAGGGAAAAAACACAGUUUUCUGAAGAAAAAUACAACUAUCUUCAUGUGGUUUGAGCUCAGCGUGCUGGAGGCUUGAUCCCUGUGCAACAGAAUUUUGUUUGUUGCUUUCAGAAACCUUUACUGUGACUUCUGGGUGUGUGUGGCCUAGUAUUGAAAUGGGCUUUUGUGCAGUGCUAGGAGUGCAGUUGUUGUAUCUAAACCCCCUCAAACUGCAAAAUAAAGAGAAAUGUUGCCACCA
Gallus gallus (chicken) is the source of this 4918-nucleotide messenger RNA. It is a transcript of the gene RAB3B, whose product is annotated as RAB3B, member RAS oncogene family. Gene Ontology annotation, biological process: protein secretion; protein localization to plasma membrane; regulation of exocytosis. The transcript has 5 exons. Gene Ontology annotation, cellular component: synaptic vesicle; endosome; plasma membrane. Gene Ontology annotation, molecular function: GTPase activity; GTP binding. Bases 2889 to 3548 code for a protein of 219 amino acids. The record is from RefSeq and is a predicted model, not a curated record. Lineage: Eukaryota; Metazoa; Chordata; Aves; Galliformes; Phasianidae.